This is a messenger RNA of Salpingoeca rosetta, 1597 nucleotides long. RefSeq lists its product as uncharacterized. The transcript has 16 exons. Gene Ontology annotation, molecular function: phosphatase activity. Gene Ontology annotation, biological process: phosphatidylinositol dephosphorylation. The record is from RefSeq and is a predicted model, not a curated record. The coding region runs from base 1 to 1530 and encodes 509 amino acids. NCBI's taxonomy places the organism in Eukaryota, Choanoflagellata, Craspedida, Salpingoecidae.
AUGGGCGCACACGCCUCUGUGCCGGAGAUCAAGAGAGAAAAGCUCUCCUGCUUCAUCUGCACCUGGAACCUGGGCAAUGAGGCGCCAGAGCCGCUGGAUUGGAUCCCCAAGGGCCACUUUGACAUGUAUGUCAUCGGCGUACAAGAGAGCUGCUACACGCCAAAGGGGCAUGAAGGAGAGAAGCACGAUGACGUGAAAGCAGAGUAUCACUGGCAACAGCGGCUUGACGACUGCUUUGGCGAGGAGUACGAGUGCCUUGCUUACCAGACCCUGUCCCCGCGAACUGACAAGACAUACAAGACAGAAACCAGCUUCAAAGAUGCGGUGGUGAAGGGCGAAGCAAAGUCAUCGGGCAUCCGUCUUGCUGUGUAUGUGUCCAAGCGGCUGCGCACGAAGGAGUUCCAGAUUGAACACGAAGUUCUCUUCCAGACCUGCGGACGCCUCAACGGUGCAUCUGGGAACAAGGGUGGGGUUGCCAUCAACCUCAACAUCAACGGUGCUCGCAUCUCCUUCGUCAACUGUCAUCUCAACGCACACAUGCAAGAGCUGCCGCGGCGCAACGAGGACUACGAUCAAAUUUCGCGCUAUCUCCACCGCACGGACGACCUCUUUGGCGAGAGGAAGCGCAAACUGGAAGAGAGCGGUGACCUGACGUUUGUGGUCGAGGUUGAGAACCGCCACGAUGCCGUGUUCUGGUUUGGAGACCUCAACUACAGACUGCAGCCGCUUGACGAUCUGGACCUUCGAAAAGAGAUGCACGACAUUGUGUGCAAAGAGAUUGACCGCCAGAACUGGGAGGGACUCAUGGACUUUGAUCAGCUGAAGAAGCAGCAGAAACUCGGGCUGGUUCUCGCUGGUUUUGAGGAGGAGGAGAUUCGGUUUCCGCCCACAUUCAAAUUCGCCCGCGACCCCUCCUCGCGCGCAGCAAAGUCAGGGCAGGAGCGGGACGUGUACGUGUCCAAGCGCGUGCCGUCAUACUGUGAUCGCAUCCUUUACCGCGCAAACGAGGGUGCCACCAUCACUUGCACAGACUACACAUACAACGGCGACGUGACGUCCAGUGACCACCGCCCCGUCAUGGCCUCGUUCGAGCUCAACGUUCCCAUGGUCUCAUCCCUCAAACGCCACACGCUCGCAAAGCCGCGUGCUCUCAGGUUGGAGCUGAGCAACCUCAUUCUGCGGACAGAGGCAUCGCACAACCCCGCGAACGAUACAGACACACCCGUCACCAUCACCAUCUACCACCGCCACGCCAACACCCGCAUCAACACCAAUGCGUGCGCGAAACCCAAACGCGUCUGGGAUGGGCCCUUUGUCCUCGAAUCCUCAACCAAGCUCGACACGGUUCUGCUGUACCCUGUUCUCUUUCUCAUCCGUGAUCGCUCAAAGAAGGAGGCAGACCAACACUGUCUCGGCGAAGGCAUGCUCUCACUGCUCGACCUCACAUCCCGCCCUUUCAAGACUGAGGUGUACCAGGGAGGGAAGCCCUACGGGUUGCUGGCGGGACAGGUUGAGUUCUCGUUCGUGUAGUGAUGACCAUGAUGAUGCCAAUGCAACUACUUGCUUGUCUGUGUGUGUGUGUGUGUGUGUGUGUGUG